AUGCUCGUGUAUCUCAGCAAGCGCAUCGCCAUGCCGAAUGGCGUGAAGGUGACGUCCAUUGCAUGGAGUGAGGGGCAGGGGUGGCUUGCGUGCGGUGGGGAGAAGGGCCUGCUGAAGGUGCUGAAGGUGGAUGGCGGCCCACAGGGCCAGAGGUCUGGGGGUCUCUCGUCGAGCCAGACGCUGGAGGGGCACGACACCACCGUCGACCUGGUCACGUGGAACCAGCAGUACUGCAAGCUCACAAGCAGCGACGUCAGUGGCCGCAUUAUUGUGUGGAUGCUGCACAAAGGGAUGUGGUUCGAGGAGAUGGUGAACAACCGCAACACCAGCCGCGUCGUCGACUUUGCCUGGAGCCCAACCGGCACGAAGAUUUGCAUUGCGUACGAGGACGGCGCCGUGAUUGUCGGCGGCGUGGAGGGCAACCGCUACUGGGGUCGUGAGCUGCCCUACAAGCUGGCGAAGGUGUGCUGGAGCGCCGACGGCCACUCCAUCCUCUUCGGUACCGCGACGGGUGACGUCUAUGUGCACGACGCGUCCAGCGGCGCACAGCUUAGCCAGGUCGAAGUCCAGUGCAACGAUGACAAGGCCUCGUCCACGCUGUCCGGAUUGUCAUGGCACCCGGCGUGGGUGGAGCGACCGGAGCCGCUGGCGACGCUUGCGAUCUGUUACCGGUCCGGCAAGAUGCAGCUGAUGACCAGCAUCGGCGACGAGACGCCGCGCCUCAUGGACAGCGACUUUCCCGUUCACUUUGUUUCGUGGAAUCCUUCCGGCACGGUUCUCGCGGUGGCCGCGCUCACGCCAGCCACCGUGGAGGACGCGCCCACUGUUGUCACGCAGUUUUUCAGCAACGAGGGCGUUCACCUGCGCACACUGCGGGUGGCUGGUAUGCAGUGCGGCGGGAUCACGUGGGAGGGUGGCGGCCUGCGCGUUGCCAUUGCCGUGGACUCCUCCGUUUACUUUGCGAAUGUCCGGCCCAGCUACAAGUACUGCUACUUCAAGAAGACGGUUGUCUUCGCCUUCACGGUGGCAGACAAAGUCGAGGAGAGCGUCAUGUUUUGGAAUGUCAACACAAACGAACGCAGGACGAAGAGCGUGCGCGGCUUGCAGUACCUGAACGCGUGCAAGGACGCCUGCGUGCUGGUCAGUCGCCCCGACGCGGCGCAGCAGCAGCGGAUGAUUCAGCUGGUGAACGCCAUUGGCAGUCCGUUGGAGACGCGCUUCAUUGACAUGGAGCUGUACACGUACGACAUGAAUUCAUCUGUCGUCGUGUGCGGCGGUGAUGAGUCUAUCUACAUCUGGCAGUUCCGCGACCCCGGCACGGCGGUGGACGCGCUCGACCCCGUCUCGAUGCAGGCAAGCCGCGCUGAGAGCCAGGAGCGCGUCAUCCACAUUGGCGACAUCGUCCGCAGCGACACGGCACCGACGAUGAAGGUGCGCUCGGCUCUCACGAAUGAUCUCAUCUGCGCCAUGUGUGUCAGCGAGACGCACAUGUUCGUUGCUCUCGAGUCAGGGACCCUGCACGUCUAUCAGCUCAGCCCGCUGCAGCUCGUCUCCAAGUACAUCCUGCCCGCCCGUGCGCAGUCCAUGGCAGUGAACUGUAACUCAACGCAGCUGGCCGUCAUCGACCUCGGCUGCAUCACGAGCGUGUAUUCCGUGGAGCGGGACAAGUUCUCACUCGUGCCAUGCAAGGCUGAGGCGAUCGACGGCGUGGAGCUGAAAGACGUGUGGAACUUGCGUUGGGCCGUCGACGACCCGCACCGUUUUGCCGUGAUGGAGAAGACGCGCAUGCUCGUGUACAACUGCGGCGUUGCGGAGGAGCCGGUGCAGUCGUGCGCGAACCUGUGCAAGUUCAAGUCACUCAAGAUCCGAACUCUGCAGCUGGACGAGCUCCUGCUCGACCCGGAGCGGCCCCGCAAGGACUACGUUGUCGACUUUGAGGCGCAGCUGCUGCGCGAGAUGCGCGCUGUGCUGCGCGACGGCACUGCCAAGGAGGCGUACGAGUUUGCCGAGUCGCACAACACCAAGAAGCUAUGGGAGCUGCUGGCGGAGCACACGCUUUUCCAGCUGGACUUCACGUACGCCGAGGUGGCAUUCAUCCACUGCAAGGACUACCCAGCCAUUCAGUUUGUGAAGCGUGUCCGCAGUCUUGACGACCCGAAGAAGCAGCUGGCCGAGGUGAACGCCUACUACCGCCGCUUCGACGAGGCGGAGCGGCUGUACAAGGACGUGGACCGCAAGGACCUGGCACUGGACCUGCGCUACCGUCUCGGUGACUGGUUCGGCGUCGUGCGGCUUGUGCAGGAGGGCGGCGGUGACGAGGCGCUGCUGCUGCAGGCGUGGGAGAACAUCGGCGAUCACUACGCGAGCCGGCAGAAGUGGUCCAAAGCGGCGCAGUACUACACGCAAUGCCGGCACUACCGCAAGCUGGCACAUGUCUUCUACAUCAUCGAGGACUACGAGAUGCUCACCCAGCUCAUCUCCAUGGCGGAGCACGACAAGGAGCUGAUGGUGACCCUGGGCAACAUGCUGCUGACCGUUGGGCUCGCGGAAGAGGCGGCGAAGGCCUUCGUUGCGGCCGGUGAGCCGCGCAUGGCGGUAAACGGCUGUGUGCAGGUGAACAUGUGGGACCGGGCCAUCGCUCUUGCGGAGGAGCACCGACUGGAGGAUGUCGGCCAGCUGCUCGAGAAGUACGCCAAGUACCUCAUCCACCGCGAGCGCCUCACCGAGGCGAUCGAGCUGUACCGCAAGGCAGGCAAGCACGAUGAAGCGGCGACGCUUCUGGCGCAGCUCGGCAAGCGCGCAGCCCUUAGCGACCCGCUCAAGGCGAAGAAGUUCUACGUGCUCUCGGCGCUAGAGGUGCAGAGGUACCGCACCACCGCGAUCGCCCUCAAUCGCGACGGUGCCGAGGUCGUCUCGGAGAUGCUCAACAAGGACCGAAGCACCGUGUCGGAGCGCACGCUCGACGCGGCCUGGCGCGGUGCGGAGGCGUACCACUUUCUGCUCAUGUGCCAGCAGCAGAUUGCGGACAAGAACUUCAAGGCUGCCCUUGUGCUGGCGAUGCGCCUCAUGGAGUACGACGACUUGGUGGCGCCAGUGGACAGCUACAGCCUGAUCGCCUUGACAGCGUACCUUGUGAAGAACUACGGUCUCUGUAGCAAGGCAUUUGCGCGGCUCGAGCAGGCGGAGCGCAACGACGAAGCUGGCGGGGCGACGGCAGCGGCAACGGCACAGUUGGAGAACUUCUCUCUAGACCUCGAUGUGACGCAGCGUACGAUGGCGAGCACGUGCGGCGGGUCCACCGGCGGUGGCACCAGCAUGUUUAGCGGUGGCGGUGGCUCUGCGCUGUCGGGCACCACGACCUCUCUUCAGCUCACAAACCCAGGCAAGGGCGUGACGCGCAUGGCGCCCUUGACGUAUCCGACCGUGAGUCUGCGCGACCCGCCGCGCCCCUUUGCCGACCUUGCGAGGCAGAUUUUCAUGACUCACUCGCCGGUGGAUACGUCUGUGGACUCAGUGCCAUGUCCCACUUGCGGCAGUUUCAACAAGGAGUGGGCGCAGCGCUGCAUCAAGUGUCAGCAGCCCUUCAACACGUGCAUGGUGAGCGGCUGCGCCAUCGCAAGCGAGGACGGGGCGUGGCAAUGCUCCGUGUGCCACCGCAAAGCUCUGGAGGCAGUCGUGGACAAGUACCGCAACUGCCCGCUCUGUCACACAGCCAAGAAGGGCCGCGCGCGCCGCGGAAUUUGA
Messenger RNA from Leishmania mexicana MHOM/GT/2001/U1103, 3744 nucleotides. RefSeq lists its product as hypothetical. Gene Ontology annotation, molecular function: protein binding. The record is from RefSeq and is a predicted model, not a curated record. Bases 1 to 3744 code for a protein of 1247 amino acids. The transcript has a single exon. Lineage: Eukaryota; Euglenozoa; Kinetoplastea; Trypanosomatida; Trypanosomatidae. Gene Ontology annotation, biological process: intraciliary transport. Gene Ontology annotation, cellular component: ciliary basal body; axoneme.